CUCUGUCCGUCAGCAAGUUCGGUUAUUAGCGAGCCAGCAGCCGACGGGAGUCUAGCGGAACAGAUGAUGUCCAGGAUUCACAUUAAAAUGUGUUGGAGCCGGGUGUUCCUCAGCAGCUGGCUCCUGCUGCUGCUGCUCCAGCUCCUGUGUUCAGAGGCAGUGCCCAUCAGCAUGGACAAGACGAAAGUCAAAGAACCAGAGCAACAGUUCAAAGAGCCUCCAGCCAGUGUGGACACUGGACUCCACUAUGACCGUUACCUCAGAGAAGUCAUCGAUUUCCUUGAGAAAGAUCAGCAUUUCAGAGAAAAGCUCCACAACACAGACAUGGAAGACAUCAAGCAAGGAAAGCUCGCCAAAGAGCUGGACUUUGUCAGCCAUCACGUCAGAACGAAACUGGACGAGCUGAAGAGGCAGGAGGUUAACCGACUGCGCACUCUGAUUAAGGCCAAGCAAGACAUCGAAGGAGGGAACGACAUCGCCGUGGACCACCAGGCUCUGCUGAAACAGUUUGAGUACUUGAACCACAUGAACCCACACACGUUUGAGGUGGAUGACCUAGAUCUGCUCAUCAAAUCGGCCACCAACGACCUGGAGAACUUUGACAAAGAGAGACACGAGGAGUUCAAGAGGUAUGAAAUGAUGAAGGAGCACGACAGACAGGAGCACCUGAAAACACUGGACGAGGAAGAAAGAAGGAAGGAGGAGGAGCACUAUGAGGAGAUGAGGAAGAAGCACGCCGACCACCCCAAAAUUAACCACCCGGGCAGCCAGAAUCAACUGAAGGAGGUGUGGGAGGACGCUGAUGGUUUGGACCCUGAAGAUUUUGACCCCAAGACCUUUUUCAAACUGCACGAUUCUAACGGCGACGGCUUCUUCGAUGAACAGGAGCUGGAAGCUUUGUUCACCAAAGAGUUGGAGAAAAUCUACGAUCCCACCAACGAAGAGGACGAUAUGGUGGAGAUGGAGGAAGAGAGGCUGCGUAUGAGAGAACAUGUGAUGAACGAGGUGGAUUCUAACAAAGACAGGCUGGUCUCUAUGGAUGAGUUCCUGGUUGCUACAAAGAAGAAAGAAUUCUUGGAGCCAGAUAGCUGGGAGACGCUGGAGCAGAACCAGAUGUACACCGAUGAAGAGAUGCGGGAGUUUGAGGAGCACCUCACACAGCAAGAGCAGGAUCUCCAGCUGAAGGCCGUUGACCUUCAGAAACAGCGAGAGGAGCUGGAGAAACAGCAGGAGCAGCUGAACUCGCAGAAAAUAGAGCUGCAGCAGGCCGUUGAGCACAUGGAACGACUGAAAUCACAAAAAGUAGAGCCUCCUCCAGAGGUUCACGUUGAAGGAAACGCUAUCCCAGAGAUGCAUCAAGUUGACGAUCAGUUGCAUUUUCAACACGACGCUCAACAACAACAACAACAAGGACUUCACCCUGGAUACCUUGCUCCUGAAGAUACGCCUCAGGAACACCACGGCCAACAAAAUCCAGACUUGGCUCAGCACGGACUCCCACAGACGCACCAGGAUCUGCCACCAGGCCACCACCAAGUUUCACAAGACCAGCACAACGUGCCCUAAAGACUCUGUCAAAACUUGAAAUCACCAGACUCUCGCGGCACCUCCUCUCCAGCGUGCAGAGCAACAGUCCCGCCCGAGUGUCACGACUCUUCAAGCAGCGCGACGCGGGGGUUUUGGAGCACAUUCAACACGAAAGGAAAGCUGCACAAACUGAAUCUUUUGAACGACGCCAGUGUUUGAUAAUAACUGUAAUCUCUGGAUUACACAAAAAGAAUUAAGUGUACAAUGACCAACCGAGGACAUGCAUCUGCACAUGUGCAUACUUUGUUGUGUUUGAUGACUUCAGAAAUCAUCGGGAAUGUUUGGUAAUACAACUCUACAAAAAUCUAAAUUUUUUGGGACUUUCUUGACCCGUCGUUUGCUGUUGAAAGUACAAAACCUCUAAAUGCCACUGGAUCCUCAAUCUAAUUAAAAAGUAAAAGUCAAUUUCAUGCCAUUUGUGACUUGACGAGACAAAAAUAUCCCCAAACACUUCAUCAGGCACAUUAGUGAAUGAGUUCAACGUUUUCUAUGAUUGCAUUAAAGCCUGAAAGAGAACAGGCACUUACAUUUUUAAUCAACAUUCAUCACUUUUGAUAAAAGGAAAACUUUAUACCUCAAAACUUAGCGUUUUAACGGCUUGCUUGGGGGCAAACGGGCACAGUGUCAUGCUGUUAUAAUCUGCAAGGCUUCAGUCAGAUCGGUGUAGGAAACAUUUGACUUGAUCUCCAGCUGCUACUAUAAAACAAACUAUAUUUUAACCUGUGAAAACAAAUCAUUUUAACCUAUACCUUUCACUCCUGUGCUAUUGGUCACUUGUGGACUGAUUUCUAAACCUAUUUUGUUUGUAUGGACAGUUUUUCCACAUUUUUCUCAAUUGUAGUAGUUGUGCUAAACCCAAAAACAGGCAUUUUUCAGGCUGAGGAGAGAAAGAUACCUGUGAAAUCAAAUUGCCCUUCAAAAUAUUGGACCCUCAAUACUCUGGCAAUGAUUUACCCCGGCAGAAACUGUUAAAAAAAAUUAAUUAAUACAUUUUUGUAGUGUUACUAUGAGCAUUGUAGUGGACUUUCUAGCUUUAGAUCCACUCAUACGUGUGUACGUGCCGUGUUUAUUUAUGAUUAUUUGCUUAAUUUAUCAGUUAGGAUAUGUUCAUAGUAUCAGUUAAUUCUAAAAAGGCUCACACUCGCAUCACAUGCUGCUUUUUUUCCCCCGAUCGUGUGUUUUCUGAGAGUACGAUGUAACCGCCAUGAUAUUCAGUCCUUUUGUGGUUCCUUCUUGCUGGUGAAUACCACUUUAUACUGAAAGCUUUGUUUACAUCAAGUUCAAAUAACAGCUCUUGCCUUACUGCGGUUUAUCUGAACAUGGGAUACUUUUAUCGUCUUGCCUUGUCUUUGGGUUACAGUGUGCCAAGUGCUCCUUGGACACAAUAUUGCAUCAUCAUCAUCAGAUGCACCACUGUCUUAUUUUGUUGUUACUGUGCAAGAUAAUAAAACCAUUUGGAUCUUUCAA
Molecule: messenger RNA, 3054 nt
Organism: Solea senegalensis (Senegalese sole)
Lineage: Eukaryota; Metazoa; Chordata; Actinopteri; Pleuronectiformes; Soleidae
Product: nucleobindin-2-like
Exons: 13
Coding region: 64-1566 (500 amino acids)
Cellular component (GO): extracellular exosome; endoplasmic reticulum-Golgi intermediate compartment
Molecular function (GO): calcium ion binding
Source: RefSeq, a predicted model, not a curated record